This is a messenger RNA of Panicum hallii, 1928 nucleotides long. Its product is annotated as probable indole-3-pyruvate monooxygenase YUCCA5. The transcript has 3 exons. NCBI's taxonomy places the organism in Eukaryota, Viridiplantae, Streptophyta, Magnoliopsida, Poales, Poaceae. The coding region runs from base 193 to 1389 and encodes 398 amino acids. The record is from RefSeq and is a predicted model, not a curated record. Gene Ontology annotation, molecular function: flavin adenine dinucleotide binding; monooxygenase activity.
GCCCCAUCCUCCUCCUCUCAUCGAUCGCUCGCGCCCGCCCAUCCAUCCAUCUAUCCCUCUCGAUCGUCUCGUGUGUACGUUGACGACGUCGCCUAGACGUAGAGGGAGGGAGAGGUGGGCCGGUCCAUCGAGCUAGCUGAGGGGAAAUCGUAAGCUAAGCUAAGGGACUAGUCGUCGUCGUUGUAGCUAGCUAUGGCAGCGGCGGCGAGCAGGGUGGUGUGGGUGAACGGGCCGAUCGUGGUGGGCGCGGGGCCGGCGGGGCUGUCGGUGGCGGCGUGCCUGCGGGCGCGCGGGGUGCCGUCGGUGGUGCUGGACCGCGCCGACUGCGUCGCCUCCCUGUGGCAGCGCCGCACCUACGACCGCCUGCGCCUCCACCUGCCGCGCCACUUCUGCGAGCUCCCGGGGAUGCCCUUCCCGGACCACUACCCGGAGUACCCCACCAAGCGCCAGUUCGUCGACUACCUCGAGGCCUACGCGGCGCGCGCCGGCGUCGAGCCGCGCUUCAACCAGGCCGUCACGUCCGCGCGCUACGACGCCGCGGCGGGGCUGUGGCGGGUGCGCGCCGAGGACGCCGCGGCCGGGGACGCCGCCACCGAGUACAUCGGCCGCUGGCUCGUCGUCGCCACGGGCGAGAACGCCGAGCGCAUCGUCCCCGAGUUCGACGGCGCCGAGGAAUUCGCCGGGCCCGUCUCCCACGUCUCCGAGUACAAGUCCGGCGAGGCCUACCGCGGCAAGCGCGUCCUCGUCGUCGGCUGCGGUAACUCCGGCAUGGAGGUCUGCCUCGACCUCUGCGACCACAAUGCCCUCCCCGCCAUGGUCGUCAGGGACUCGAAGGUGCACGUCCUGCCGCGGGAGAUGUUCGGCGUCGCGACCUUCUCCGUCGCCGUCUUCCUCCUCCGCUUCCUGCCGCUCUGGCUGGUCGACAGGAUCCUCGUCCUCCUCGCGCGGAUCUUCCUCGGCAACCUGGACAAGCUCGGCAUCCGGCGCCCGUCGGGGGGCCCGCUGGAGCUCAAGAACACCAGGGGCAGGACGCCCGUGCUCGACAUCGGCGCGCUCGACAGGAUCCGCUCCGGCGACAUCGAGGUCGUGCCGGGGAUCAAAAGGUUCUUCCGCGGAGGCGCCGAGCUCGUCGACGGCCGUCGCGUCGCCGCCGACGCGGUCAUCCUCGCCACCGGCUACCACAGCAACGUCCCUCAGUGGCUCAAGGGAAGUGACUUCUUCACCCAGGAAGGGUACCCCAGGGUGCCGUUCCCAGACGGCUGGAAGGGGGAGUCAGGGCUCUACUCUGUUGGCUUCACCAGGAGAGGCCUCUCCGGCGUCUCCUCCGACGCCGUCAAGGUUGCGCAGGACAUCGCCAUGGCAUGGGAGCAGCAAACCUCCACAUUAUGAUGGAUGGAUGGAGUUUGAUGCUGAUAAACAUACCGAUGACCAUCGUUAACCGUGAUAAAAGACCUGCUAACUUCACAUAUCUUGUCAUCGAAUCGGUGCAUGUCCAAUAAAGCUCGACGCAAUUUGGCCAAGGAUCUUCCAGGCACAUCAAGUUCAGAGAUAUGCGAUCAUCAUGGAGUAGGCAGAGAGGUUCAGGGAAUGAAACCAUAAGCCAAGAGACAGAGGAGCGAGAAACUUGGGAAUUCAGCGGAUCCAGAGGUGCCAGCGGCAGGAACAAAAUGGAAGAGAGCCAUGGAUGAUGCUUCGAUCAACGAUGGCGAGGAGGCCGGAUUGUGCGCAUCAAGUAGAGCCCAGAUUUUGCUGUACCCAUGGGCCCUUGUGUAUGUACAGUACAGAGUGUUGUGUAGUAAAGUUGUGUAUAGUACUACUUCUAGUGGUUGUUAGAGUGUUAGAGUUGACAUGCAUGUGUACUACCUUGAUGUUCAUGUAUGGGGUUGACAAUGAGAAUGACAUAUUCUAUUUAAUCUUCUUUACAGCAA